GGGGCGGCCGCCAUCUUGGGCUGAGGCGGGCCGGGGGCAGGGCCGCUCCUGAGGGAGCGGGAGCGGGAGCGGGAGGGGAACAUUCCCGCUGUAGGGAUCGCACCGGCGUUUUGGCCUGGAUUAGCUCCAUAAACGGGGGGUUAAUCAGCCCCGAGUCGUGUGUGAAGGCGGAAGCGGAGGAGAGCCGGUGUCGCCCCGCUGCGGUUGCGAGGAGCCGCCGCCUGAGGCAGCGUUUGGGGCCGCCGGUGUUUAAAGCGAGCAGAGACUCGCUCCGCUGUUCCCGCCCCCCCGGCGGGAGGUGUUAUUGUUGUGUCUGGAGCUCACCGGCGGCUUCACCCCCGCGGAGCCGCUGCAGCAGAAGGCACCCAGCCCGAGGAUGGAGCCCGGCGCCAGCCCCUGAGCUCCCGCAAGGCGAGAGGGCAGGAUGGCCGGGAACAGCCUGGUGCUGCCCAUCGUGCUGUGGGGGCGCCGGGCCCCCACGCACUGCGUCUCCGCCCUGCUGCUCAUGGAGGACGUGCCCAUGGUGGUCACCGGCUGCCACGACGGGCAGAUCUGCCUCUGGGACCUGGCGCCGGCCUUGCAGAUCAACCCCAGAGCCCUGCUCUUCGGCCACACGGCCUCCAUCACCUGCUUGGCAAAGGCCUCUGCUUCCGGUGACAAGCAGCACAUCGUGAGUGCGUCGGAGAGCGGGGAGAUGUGCCUGUGGGAUGUGAACGAUGGGAGGUGCAUUGAGUUUACUAAGUUAGCCUGUACCCAUACGGGCAUCCAGUUCUAUCAGUUCACGGUUGGAUCCCAACGGGAAGGACGGCUCUUAUGCCAUGGCCACUAUCCCGAAAUCCUGGUCGUGGAUGCUACCAGCCUGGAAGUCCUUUAUUCCUUAUUAUCCAAGAUCUCUCCUGACUGGAUCAGCUCCAUGACUAUCAUUAGAUCCGACAGAACUCAAGAGGACACUGUGGUGGCAGUUUCCGUCACUGGCAUCCUCAAAGUCUGGAUAAUAAGCUCCGAAGUGGGUCGCAUGCAGGACACAACCCCAGUGUUUGAAGAGGAAUCCAAACCUAUCUACUGCCAGAACUGUCAGAGCGUCUCCUUCUGUGCAUUUACUCAGAGGUCCCUCUUGGUGGUGUGCUCCAAGUACUGGAGGGUGUUUGAUGCUGGAGACUAUUCCCUCCUCUGCUCAGUCCCUAGUGAGAACCACCAGACCUGGACUGGAGGUGACUUUGUAGCAGCUGAUAAAGUGAUUGUCUGGACAGAAGAUGGCCAAAGCUUCAUCUACAAGUUACCAGCCAGUUGCCUCCCAGCCAGUGAUUCCUUCCGCCGCGACGUGGGCAAAGCAGUGGAGAACUUAAUCCCCCCGUUGUUGUCCAGCGUGGUGGACAGAGCAGAGAAAGAGCUCCUGAUCUGUCCUCCAGUUACUCGGUUCUUCUGUGGCCAGAAGGACUUUGCCUACAAGCUCUUAAUCCAAGGAGACUCUUCAGGAAGACUCUCAAUUUGGAGCAUCCCUGAUACUCUCGAGCAACAAAGUGGUGCAAAAGGCCUACAGACGACGACUUCCAUAUCCCUCCAGGAAGCGUUCGAUAAGCUCACUCCUCACCCUGCUGGCAUCAUAGAUCAGCUGAGCCUGAUCCCAAACCUCGAGGAGCCCCUGAAGGUCACAGCCAGCGUGUACAUCCCAGCCCACGGGAGGCUGGUUUGUGGCCGGGAGGACGGAAGCAUCGUCAUUGUGCCGGCCACCCAGACUGCCAUCGUUCAGCUCCUGCAGGGAGAGCACAUGCUCAGGAGAGGUUGGCCACCUCACCGGACCCUGCGGGGCCACCGCAACAAGAUCACCUGCCUGCUGUACCCCCACCAGGUGUCUCCUCGCUAUGACCAGAGGUUCCUGAUCUCGGGGGCUGUGGACUUCUCGGUCAUCGUGUGGGACAUCUUCUCGGGGGAGAUGAAGCACCUCUUCUGUGUGCACGGCGGGGAGAUCACCCAGCUGCUCGUUCCACCUGAGAACUGCAGUGCAAGAGUCCAGCACUGCGUCUGCUCGGUGGCCAGUGACCACUCCGUUGGGCUUCUGAGCCUGAGGGAGAAGAAGUGCAUCAUGUUGGCAUCCAGGCACCUUUUCCCGAUCCAGGUCAUCAAGUGGAGGCCUUCUGAUGACUACCUGGUGGUGGGAUGUUCAGAUGGGUCCGUGUACGUCUGGCAGAUGGACACAGGUGCUCUGGACAGAUGUGUGAUGGGAAUAACAGCAGUGGAGAUCCUGAACGCCUGUGACGAGGCUGUCCCAGCGGCUGUGGACGCCCUGAGCCAUCCUGCUGUCAACCUGAAGCAGGCCAUGACCAGGAGGAGCUUGGCUGCUCUCAAGAACGUGGCCCAUCAGAAGCUGCAGACUCUGGCCACCAACCUCCUCGCUUCUGAGGCAUCUGAUAAGGGGAAUUUACCCAAAUACUCCCACAACUCCCUGAUGGUCCAGGCCAUAAAGACCAACGUGACAGAUCCAGACAUCCACGUGCUCUUCUUCGAUGUGGAAGCCCUCAUCAUCCAGCUCCUGACCGAGGAGGCCUCCAGGCCCAACACCACGUUGGUUUCUCCAGAGAACCUCCAGAAGGCCUCUGGUGGCUCUGACAAAGGAGGUUCCUUCCUGGCUGGGAAAAGAGCUGCUGUCCUCUUCCAGCAGGUGAAGGAAACCAUCAAGGAGAACAUCAAGGAGCAUCUUCUCGAUGAUGAAGAUGACGAUGAAGACUACAUGAGGCAAAGGCGAGAAGAUGGUGACCCAGAGUAUCGCUCGAGCAAGUCCAAGCCCUUAACUCUCUUAGAGUAUAACCUGACCAUGGACACAGCAAAGCUCUUCAUGUCCUGUCUUCAUGCUUGGGGCCUCAACUCGGUCCUGGAUGAGCUUUGCCUGGAUCGUCUUGGCAUGCUGAAGCCGCACUGCUCGGUGUCCUUUGGCCUCCUCUCCAGAGGUGGCCACAUGUCCCUCAUGCUGCCGGGCUACAACCAGCCCGUUGGCAAAGGCUCCCGUGAGAGCGUGGAGGUGGGCAGGAAGAUGUCCCUUACAGAAGGACUUGGCAAGGGCACCUAUGGGGUGUCCAGGGCCGUGACCACUCAACAUCUCCUCUCUGUCAUCUCCUUGGCCAACACCCUCAUGAGUAUGACCAACGCCACCUUCAUCGGGGAGCACAUGAAGAAAGGGCCCAGCAGGCCACCCAGACCAGGCACUCCUGAGACCUCGAGAGCCAAAGCUCCCUCUGCAAUUGCAGCUCAUGCAGCCCAAGGACAAAUCAAACAAGUUGCUCCUGCUGUUUCUCCUAGCCCUGAAGCUGCUCGCUCUGGCUCUGACACUGCUCCUCCUUUACAUACCUGUUUCUUAGUCAAUGAAGGAUGGAGCCAGCUGGCUGCCAUGCACUGCGUGAUGCUUCCCGACCUCCUGGGCCUGGAUAAAUUCCGACCUCCUCUACUGGAGAUGCUGGCACGGAGGUGGCAGGAUCGCUGCUUGGAGGUGAUAGAAGCUGCCCAGGCCCUGCUGCUUGCAGAGCUGAGGAGGAUUGAGCAAGCAGGGAGGAAGGAGACCAUCGACGCCUGGGCUCCCUACCUGCCCCAGUACAUGGACAGUGUUAUAUCACCUGGGGUAACCACAGAAGCCAUCCAGACAGGCAGUGCCAGCCCGGAUUCCUUGGGAACAGAAGCCAAGGUGCAGGAGGAGGAGCAUGACCUGGUUGAUGAUGACAUUACAGCAGGUUGUCUCUCUGGUCUGCCCCAGCUGAAGAAGGUCUCCACCUCCUACGAGGAGAGGAGGAAACAAGCCACAGCCAUUGUCCUGCUGGGGGUCAUCGGGGCAGAGUUUGGAGCUGAGAUAGAACCUCCCAAGCUUCUCACUCGGCCACGCAGCUCCAGUCAGAUUCCUGAAGGAUUUGGCUUGACCAGCGGGGGAUCCAACUAUUCCUUGGCGAGGCAUACGUGCAAAGCGCUGACCUUCCUGCUGCUGCAGCCGCCCAGCGCCAAGCUGCCGGCGCACAGCACCAUCCGCAGGACCGCCAUCGACCUCAUCGGCCGCGGCUUCACCGUCUGGGAGCCCUACAUGGACGUGUCUGCCGUGCUCAUGGGCCUGCUGGAGCUCUGUGCUGAUGCUGAGAAGCAGUUGGCCAACAUCACCAUGGGCCUGCCCCUGAGCCCAGCUGCGGACUCUGCCCGCUCAGCACGACACGCUCUGUCCCUCAUUGCCACCGCCAGGCCCCCCGCCUUCAUCACCACCAUCGCCAAGGAGGUGCACAGACACACGGCCCUCGCAGCCAACACUCAGUCCCAGCAGAACAUCCACACCACCGCCCUGGCCCGGGCCAAAGGGGAGAUCCUGAGGGUCAUUGAGAUCCUCAUUGAGAAGAUGCCGACCGACGUUGUGGACCUUCUCGUGGAGGUUAUGGACAUCAUCAUGUACUGCCUUGAAGGAUCUUUAGUCAAGAAGAAGGGGCUUCAGGAAUGCUUUCCAGCCAUCUGCAGGUUCUACAUGGUGAGCUAUUACGAGCGGAGCCACAGGAUAGCGGUGGGAGCGCGCCAUGGGUCCGUGGCCCUCUACGACAUCCGCACUGGGAAGUGCCAGACCAUCCAUGGCCACAAAGGACCCAUAACUGCCGUGGCUUUUGCUCCUGAUGGCCGGUACCUGGCCACCUACUCCAACUCCGACAGCCACCUCUGCUUCUGGCAGAUGAACACGUCCCUGCUGGGGAGCAUUGGCAUGUUGAACUCAGCCCCCCAACUGCGCUGCAUCAAAACCUACCAGGUCCCCCCCGUCCAGCCAGCUUCACCAGGCUCCCACAACGCCCUCAGGCUGGCCAGGCUCAUCUGGACCUCCAACCGGAACGUCAUCCUCAUGGCGCACGAUGGCAAGGAGCAUCGCUUCAUGGUCUGAGCCAGAAGGAGAAGGCGACAUUGGCGCUGGAGAACGUGCUCUUGGAAUGGGGCAGGGGGACCACACCACCACCGUGCUGGUCAGGAGGAGCCCGUUCCAGGCAGGAUGGUUCACUCAUCCAACAUGGUUUUCCUUUGGAGCCUCUUCCCAAAAGCUCAGUGUUUACCAAAAGGACUCGUGUUUACAUGGACUUUCUCCUCGUGACCAUGGAACGAUGGUGGGUGCUGGCUCUUGGAGCGUGGGUCUUCCAUGAGGAGCUCCUCGCCUUGGGGUGGGAAGAGCUGGAGUUGGGGUGGAUGGUCCAUGUGUGAUCCAGAGGGGAUGUUCCCUCUACAAAGAGACUUGGAAGUGCUGCUGAUCCCAGAGCCUGGAAGCGUGACUGUGUAAAUAAUCCCUACAAAUCCCUGGAAGGUGGAAAAAAUAAGGCCUAUUUAUAUCUAAGGUGUUUUUCCAGGUAUUUCUUGGACAAAAAGCUGCUGCUUCCCAAAGGUGCUCCCAUUCGUGCCGGGACGUUGCGGUCCCUGGCCUGGCCAUGGCUCCCACCGUGGCUUCCCUUGGGAAAGACACAGGCUCCAGAGGCACAAAUGGGGCUGGAGAGGUGGUAAGUGAUUGGAAUGGCUCCAGGGGAGGCAUUUCCUUCCAUAGGGAUGUUCCUGGUUAACUUCAGCUGUGGCUGGGCUCUUCUUCUCACAUAUCUCAUGUAGCAGCAUGGACAUCUCCAGGUUUAUGCUGUGGAAGACUCUUCCUUAAACCACCUUGAGGGAGAUGUUUGGAAGCUUUUCCUUGCUGCUUUGCUGGGAAAACUCCUGGAAUUAAGGCACUAUCUACAUAAUCAAGGCAAAAAGGUACUUGGAAGACUCUUCCCUUCCCCAUAAAGGAAUCAAUGAGCUUCCAAAGUAGCUCCUAACUAUGAAAACCAUUGGUUUUGGGGAGGUUUAGGUGGCCUCUGGAGGUUCUCCAGAUGCUACAUAUCUGUUUGGUGUUGGGAAGUUACUCCUGAGUUCCAAAGGGAAGAAACUAAGACCAUUGGGAAUGUUUCACCACCAACUGCCAUCAAGUUGGAUCCUUCCUCUGGCAGGAAUGUAGAUGGAGGACCCUGUAGGAGAACCUCAGGGUCUUCUCUAUGUCAACUAAUGCAUGCCCAUGGUGUUGUGGCAGGUCUAUGUGUAACCUCACUAAAGGAGAGGGAAUGGGGGCUUUGUAUCCAUAAAAAAGCUGGAAUUUUUGGUAGGAAAGAGCUGAGGUUCCAUGUAAGUGUCCUCCAGCCAGUGUCCUAUCCAUUCACUCAUGGUAGAUCCCCCAUUGCCCAUUCCAGGGCAAGGAUCUGGUGUGGUCCCUGCUGGAGACACGAGGCCUGCAGCACACUGUGUGUUGUCACCCCGGUGUAAACUCGUAGUAGUGCUUUCUUGAGCUCUUAGUCCUGUGUUUGACUUGUCCUUGUGGCUCUAGAGACGUCCGUGGCUUCGGUGGCACUUUACAAGCAGCAGGUGACAUGAGGAGACGCCACCGUGGUGAUGCUCCAUGUCACCACGUCCAAGCUGUCUCCUCCUCCAAGUACUUCGUGGUGCAUCCACUCCUCACCCUGUGUAUGUAGUGAACUUCCUGGUGUAAAUAUGCUUGUGAAAUAAAACUGGCUGCAAGAA
Messenger RNA from Strigops habroptila (Kakapo), 6531 nucleotides. It is a transcript of the gene WDR7, whose product is annotated as WD repeat domain 7. NCBI's taxonomy places the organism in Eukaryota, Metazoa, Chordata, Aves, Psittaciformes, Psittacidae. Gene Ontology annotation, cellular component: cytoplasm. The record is from RefSeq and is a predicted model, not a curated record. The transcript has 29 exons. Gene Ontology annotation, molecular function: protein binding. Bases 425 to 4888 code for a protein of 1487 amino acids.